AUGUUUAGAUACCCGGAAGAUGAAUGGAGGCGCUUGGGUCGUUCUCAAAGACGAAGGAUAACAAGAAAAAGACAAAGACAAGAGCAAAGACAAAGGGAAAGACUCCACAGAUCAUAUGUACCAACAAGACGCCGCCGGGAUCGAUACGUUCCAACGGGAAAAAGACCCAUAAAUUCCAGAAAUUCAAUAGGAGAACAUUAUUCUUCCUCAUACACAAGACUUGGGGCUUUUCCUUCAACUCGCGACUUUGUUUCCGCUCCAUCAAUUGGACAUGGGACUUCUUCUUCCAUUAGAAAUGCUGGCAAUUCCCCAAAGAGUGCACAAGGACCCGCCUAUGUCCCAAGAGGAUCCCACCCAACCAGAAAUACAUACAGAGGUAGAUACAAGAAAUAUGAGCCUACCGUGGAGACUUCCCGUGUUCCAAUUCAGGAACAGUUUGGAGAUAGUAGCAGCAUAGAAGAGAAACAAGAGGCACUCAUAGAAAUCCCAUUCGAAACUUAUCAUUGGGACGAUAUUGCACUUGCAAGACUACCACAGAGUGACGUCUAUGAGCUGGACCUGGACUCUUCUUGUAAAAUUGAUUUUGAGAAUAUGGCGGUUGAUGAAGAAGAUUUCUUUUCCAUAAAUUUUGAUCCAUACAAUAUGAAACUAUGA
Hemisphaericaspora subhashii is the source of this 654-nucleotide messenger RNA. RefSeq lists its product as uncharacterized. The record is from RefSeq and is a predicted model, not a curated record. NCBI's taxonomy places the organism in Eukaryota, Fungi, Ascomycota, Pichiomycetes, Serinales, Debaryomycetaceae. The transcript has a single exon. The coding region runs from base 1 to 654 and encodes 217 amino acids.